GUAAAAAGCAUCAGCAUGACCCGCUUUCCUCCAAGCUGCAUGGAACAAAGGAGACCCCAGGAAAACAUCCCCCAGCUGAAUUCAGAGUCCAUGAUGGCUAAACCCAAGGUGGUUAUUGCUCCAGUGUUAAUGUCCAAGCUGUCUGGGAAUGCCCCGGAAUUCUACCCUUCAGGUUAUUCUAACUAUACCAAAUCCCAUGAGGAUAGCUGUGAGGAUUAUCCCACUCUAUCUAAAUAUGUUCAGGAUUUCUUGAAUCAUCUUAGAGAGCAGCCUGGUAGUUUUGAAACUGAAAUUGACCAAUUUGCAGAGACCCUGAAUGGCUGGAUUACAACAGAUGAUGCUUUGCAAGAACUUGUGGGACUCAUCUAUCAACAGGCCACGUCCAUUCCAAAUUUCUCCUACAUGGCAGCUCGCCUGUGUAAUUACCUGUCCCAUCACCUGACAAUUUGCUCACAAAGCAGCAACUUCCGCCAAUUGCUAUUGCAAAGAUGUCGGACUGAAUAUAAACUUAAAGAUCAAGCUGCAAAGGGGGAUGAAGCAAUUAGAAAACGAUUCCAUGUGUUUGUGCUCUUCCUGGGGGAACUUUAUCUUAAGCUGGAGAUCAAAGGAACGAAUGGACAGGUUACAAGAGCAAAUGUUCUUCAGGCUGCUCUUUGGGAGUUGCUGAAUGCCUUGUUUUCUAACCCUGUGGAUGAUAACCUAAUUUGUGCAGUAAAAUUACUGAAGUUGACAGGGUCAGUGUUGGAAGAUUCCUGGAAGAAAAAAGGAAAGACGGACAUGGAAAAAGUUAUUCAGAAGAUUGAAAAUUUCAUCCAGGAUGCACACUGCAGGACAGAUGUGAAGCAGAUGCUUUUGAAGCUUGUAGAUCUCCAGUCAAAUAAUUGGGGUAGAGUCCAUGAAACCUCAACAUAUAGAAAAGCAACACCUGAAAAUGACCCCAACUAUUUUAUGAAUGAACCAACAUUUUAUACAUUUGAUGGUUUUCCUUUCACUGCAGCUGAUCUAGAUUACCAAGAUAAAUAUCAAGAGUUACUUGAAUUACUUGAAAGAGAAGACUUUUUUCCAUAUUAUAAAGAAAAUGGAAAAAAAUUAUCAGGCUCUGGUGAUUCAUACUUGGAUGAUAGUGAUGGUGAGAUGGACCUAGAGAUAGAAGAAGCUUAUGAAAAGUUUUGUUUGGAAUUAGAGUGUAAGCAAAAAAAGUAAAAUUAAAUUUCAAUGUAUUGGUUUUAUAAAGCAGUUUAGGUUAUGGUGACUUAGCAGAACACAGAAAAGCAGAAAAAUGUGUCACAUUUAUACCAAAUUAAGGAUGUUGAGUUAUGUUACUAAUGUAUGCAUCUUUAAUUUUGUUUAAUACUCUCUGCCAAAAUAAACUUUAUCCCCUAUAACU
Pipistrellus kuhlii (Kuhl's pipistrelle) is the source of this 1387-nucleotide messenger RNA. RefSeq names its product polyadenylate-binding protein-interacting protein 1. The transcript has a single exon. Gene Ontology annotation, biological process: regulation of translational initiation. The record is from RefSeq and is a predicted model, not a curated record. Lineage: Eukaryota; Metazoa; Chordata; Mammalia; Chiroptera; Vespertilionidae. Bases 16 to 1203 code for a protein of 395 amino acids. Gene Ontology annotation, molecular function: translation activator activity; RNA binding; protein binding.